This is a messenger RNA of Lactuca virosa, 1965 nucleotides long. NCBI's taxonomy places the organism in Eukaryota, Viridiplantae, Streptophyta, Magnoliopsida, Asterales, Asteraceae. The record is from the annotation of a GenBank genome assembly.
AAGAUAAAAAUUACUAAGGGAUGCUUCUAUCCAUUUUAUUUCUACCAUCAAGCUUUUUCUUGAAGCUCUCAAGCUAUUCCCUGAAGCUCUCAACUUUGUUUCCAGUUAUAUCAAUUUCUACCCUCAAAAUGUUGCAUCUCAUGGAUAAGUUUGAACACCUGAAGAUAGAAUUUGAAGCUAUAAAAUUAGCAACCGACAACUUUGCUGAUGAAAAUUGCAUCGGUAGAGGUGGAUUUGGCAAAGUAUACAAGGGAGAGCUCGUUCAUUCCAAAGGGAAGAUAGUUGUUGCUUUAAAGCGAUUAGAUCCAAAAUUUGGACAAGGAAAGCCCGAGUUUUGGAAAGAGAUCAUUAUGCUUUCUCUAUACAAGCACGAGAAUAUUGUUUCUCUGUUAGGAUUUUGUGACGAGAGUAACGAGAAGAUUCUUGUGUAUGAAUAUGCAUCUAGGAAGUCUUGACUCAUAUCUCAAUAACGACGAUCUAACUUGGAUUCGGCGACUUACUAUCUGCAUUGGAGUGGCACGUGGACUAGCAUUCCUUCAUAAUCCUGGUGGAACCCAACAAAGAGUGUUACAUCGUGAUAUUAAGAGUUCUAACAUCCUACUAGAUGAGAACUGGAAUGCUAAGAUCUGAGAUCUAGGUCUCUCCAAAUUUGGCCCUGCCAAUCAAAAAUACACAUUUCUUGUCACCCAUGCCGUAGGCACUUUUGGGUAUUGUGAUCCACUAUACAUUGAAACAGGGUUAUUAACUAAAGAAUCAGAUGUUUAUUCUUUUGGGGUAGUGUUAUUUGAAGUAUUGUGAGGGAGGUUGUGUAUGACUAACAAUAAUGGCAUUCAUCAGUCUUUAACAGGUUUGGUGCGAGAGUACUAUUCACAAAACAAAAUAAGUGAUCUUAUAUGUGGUAAUAUAAAAGAAGGAAUGAAUCCAAAAUCAUUGGAUACAUUUGUCACAAUAGCUUAUCGAUGUAUUAAGAGAGACUUGGAAGACCGUCCAUUGAUGGCCGACGUCUUGAGCAAACUUGAAAGUGCAUUAGAAUAUCAACAAGGAGCUCGUUCACAAUCUAUCAUCACUAAGCAACCACAUAGCCAUCCAAGCACUGCUGAUUCCGAUACAUGGUUCAAACGAAUAUGGGCAAAGUUUGGGCUGGAUUCAUCUGGUUCGACACAAAACCAAGAACAGUCAAGUAGCCAUGAUGAAGGUAACACAACCCAGGAGAAAAGCGGCGAAAGCAGAGGUCAUAAAUUGUUCAAACGAAAUAAGGAAAAGUCUGAUGAAAUGCAGUCAAACUCUGUGGCUAAUAGUGUAAACCCCUCCAAUUCAGGUUAUCAGACCAAAGAGGCCACAUCAAAGGGUAAGCAGGAUGUAGUUGUCCAGCCUAUUAUUGUCCCUGCUCUUCAGGUGGACGAGUUGAAGGAAAUCACUUAUGACUUUUGUUCAGUGUCAUUCAUUGAGGAGGGAAUGUAUGGAAGAGUGUAUUAUGGUGUCUUAAAAAGUGGGCAGGUUGCAGCUAUUAAAAAGUUUGACUACUCUACAAAGCAACCAGACCACGACUUUUUAGCUCAGAUUUCUAUGGUAUCAAGGCUUAAACACGAAAAUGUGGUCGAGCUACUUGGAUAUUGUGUAGAUAGUGAUUGGACUGUACUUGCUUAUGAGUUUGCUUCAAUUGGCUCUCUGUACGAUAUUCUUCAUGGACGAAAAGAUUAUAUAGGUGCACGACCAGGUCCUGCUCUAUCAUGGUCCCAAAGAGUUAAAAUUGCUGUUGGGGCUGCAAAAGGGCUUGAAUACUUGCAUGAGAAGACACAACCUCCAAUUAUUCAUGCAGAUAUGAAGUCCAGUAAUGUUCUUCUUUUUGAAGACUAUGUGGCUAAGAUUAGAGAUAUUGAUUUAACACGAAAAACCCCAGACAUGGCAGCAUGUCUUCAUUCUGUCAGUUCUCAUGAUACCUUAAUUUGGUUAUCAUGCACCUGA